Amphimedon queenslandica is the source of this 798-nucleotide messenger RNA. Its product is annotated as zinc finger MYM-type protein 1-like. Bases 1 to 798 code for a protein of 265 amino acids. NCBI's taxonomy places the organism in Eukaryota, Metazoa, Porifera, Demospongiae, Haplosclerida, Niphatidae. The transcript has a single exon. The record is from RefSeq and is a predicted model, not a curated record.
AUGUUCCAUCUUGAAGCUGGAAAUUCAAAGGAUAAAUUUAUGAAACAAGGAUUUCGUGAUUGGAAGCACGCCACUGGUAAAUCUGGAAUUCUCUAUGUGCAUGACAGGUGUGCAUCCUACAAGCAAUCAAUGGAGUCUUGGUCCCAAUACAAGCUUAAUACUCAGCUCGGUACUUCAAUUUCAGCCAGGAUGGAGUCAAAUCACUUGGAGGUGAUUAGUACAAACCGUCACUAUAUUAGAAGCUUGAUUGAGAUUCUUCUACUUUGUGCACAUCAGGAAAUAGCUCUCCGAGGACACAGAGAAGGCACUAAUUCUCCAAACAAAGGCAAUUUUCUGGAAAUUUUAGAUGUUGUUGCUUCACAUGAUCCUGCUAUUCAACAAAAGCUAGUCAGUGGUCCUCGAAAUGCUUUGUAUACCUCUCCUGAAAUACAGAACUCACUCUUGAGUAUUAUGGGUAAGAUGGUACGUGAGGAAGUUUGCUACAGAACCAGGAGUGCUGGUCUGUACUCUAUAUCAGCUGAUGAAACAAAGGAUAUCAGCAAAACAGAGCAGAUGGCCCUAGUUAUCAGAUAUUUUAAUAUUAAAAAGGGAACUAUACAUGAAAGAUUUCUCACAUUUGUUGAAGCAUUUAGUCUAAAUGCUAAGAGCCUUGCAGCAUAUAUCCUUGAUACACUUAAGAAAUAUCAACUUGAUACAGGGUCUCUUGUAUCACAAGGAUAUGAUGGGGCUAGUGUCAUGUCUGGCAAAUUUUCAGGAGUACAGCAACAUGUGAUGCAAGUUGCACCACAAGCCAUCUAA